AAGUCUCCUCUGACGGAGUUGCUUCCCAACUACGUUGGCUCCCGAUUCUCCGUAGGAACAGACGGCAGAAUUUUCCGUCAGACGCGUGACUGCAGCCAAACAAGUCGUCAUGAGAUGAGAUUGAGACUCGACCGAAUUAGCGAAACACUAGCGUCAGACAGCCUAGGCUGUCAUAGGAUACUCGUCUGCCGUGCUUGACGUUAGUUUGCUAAGCUCGAAAAUAGUAGUUCGUCCUCCGCUCCAGUAGGUUACGAUGUUUGUCCAGCUGACAAACACACAACUCUAAUCGUCGAGCAUAGCCCUUGAUAUCUACACGGACCUGGACCAGACCUAGUUACCAACUAGAGGUCGUAUUUAUCCCUAAUAACCAGUUUUACGGUUCCUCUACCUGAGUGAGACAUGCUGUAAUGGCGGAUAACCGUCCUUUCAUGGCUAGCGCGUCAGGAGCGACCGAGCACGAUUCGCUGGCCAGCUUUCCAGAACCUCACAGCAGCGGAGCUCCGCAGAGCAGCGGAGGGUACGACAGAGGCUAUUCCGGCGGCAUUCCGCGCGACAAGGAGGACGUGCUCAGGACGCUACCUCCCGUUACUGGGCCUACGGGCGGACCCACCCGCCGGUCUUCAAGAGGUGGUUGGACCGCCGAAGAGGACGAAAUCCUCCGGAGAGCAGUGCAGUGCUACAAGGGCAAGAACUGGCGUAAAAUUGCCGAGUUCUUUCCCGAUCGCACGGACGUGCAGUGCCUGCACCGAUGGCAGAAGGUGCUCAACCCGGAGCUCGUCAAGGGGCCCUGGACCAAGGAGGAGGACGAGCGCAUAACGGAGCUGGUGGCGCAGUACGGCGCGAAGAAGUGGUCGCUCAUCGCGCAGCACCUGCCGGGGCGCAUCGGCAAGCAGUGCCGCGAGCGGUGGCACAACCACCUGAACCCGGGCAUCAAGAAGGAGGCGUGGGGCGACCACGAGGACGUGCAGCUCAUCAAGGCGCACAAGCUCUUCGGCAACAAGUGGGCCGAAAUCGCCAAGUUCCUGCCCGGCAGGACGGACAACUCGAUCAAGAACCAUUGGAACAGCUGCUUGAAGAAGCGCGCCGAGCUCUGCUCGCUCUCGGACCUCCUCGCCCUUCCGCCUUCCCCCGCGCUCCCCGAGAUCCCCAUCUCCGCGGAAGUGCUGCAGGCCGCGCGCGAGGGGAAGCCGCUUCCGCCCAUCGGCGGAGACGGCGCCAGUGGGAGCGCGAGCGGGGGAGAGGAAGAGGAGAAUGCGGGGGAGGAGGGAGACGAGGACGCGGAAGGGGAGGAGGGGGCGAGAGGGUGCGAGGGUAAAGGGAAGGGCAAGGGAAAGGAGCGGGUGGGGGAGAGGGGGAGUGGAGGGUCGCAGCAGGGUGAGGAGCAGCAGACGGGACAGAUGGAAGUGGCGGUGGGGAUGCCUGCGCUGCCCCGAGGCCAGUUCCAGGGGAGCGUUCAGGUGCUUCCGCAGCAAGUGGUGGUGAAGCUGGAGCAGCUGGAGGCACACCGGCAGCAGGAGCAACAGCAGGAGCGGGAGCAGGAACAACAUCAACAACAGCAGGAGCAGGAGCAGGAGCAGCAGCAGCAGCAGCAGCAACCACGCCCGGUCGUCUCUGAUGGUCGACCUGCUGCUGCUGCCGCGUCCGCACCCCGUCCUCCUACACCCGACGCCAUCCCAAUCCCCUCUGGCGUGACUCCCUCCGCCACCGCCCCUAGCGCAGUUGCCAGCGCGGGUCCCAACCCCCCCACCUUCCUGCCACGGCGCCCCGUCCCCUCGGUGCGCCUCUCAUUGCCUGGAGCCCAAGCGGCAGCGCCGAACGGGACCCAACCGUUGUGCAACGUCUCACAGGCCGUAUGCAACGGGCCCCAAGCCCAGCCUCAGCCUCAGCCGCAGCCGCAGCCGCAGCUCCAGGCCCAGCAGAUGGCGCCUGGCGUGCACUUGACAAGUGGUCGCAGCCGCGUGGGGCCCACCGGCCGCACCAUCACUCUGCUGGGCGGCAGACUGCCGUCCACGCUGGCCUGCUCGCCGGCUGAGAAAGGACCCCGACCCAAGGGAGAUGGUGACGGCGAUGCUGACGUGGCGCAUGGUGCUGUGGCGCCACAGGGUGUGGGGCAGCAAGGUGCGAGGGCACAGAGCCAGCAGCAAGCUCAGCAGAACGGUCACUACCAUCAGCGUUACCAGCACGAGCAGCAGCAUCAGCAUCAGCAGCAGUACCAGCAUCAACAGCAUCAACAGCAUCAACAGCAUCAACAGCAUCAUCACCAGCAGCAGCAGCAGCAGCAGCAGCAGCAGCAGCCUCGUGAAGCCCCACCGUCUAGCAAUGGUUGCUUUCCGCCCUUCCCGCCUCCCUACGGUGGGUCCGCGCCCCUCAAUGCUUCCGCUCCACUCGCCAUCAACUCGUGCGCGCCUGUCAACUCUGCAGCUCCCCUCCGCAUGCCCUCAGCACCGGCCCCAGUCAGCGCCAACGGCCCUAGAAGCUGCGCCAACACGCACUCCACCAGCACUGGCCCCAUUCUCCCCCCCACCAGCUCCGCCCCUCCCCUCGCCCUGGGCUCCGCGCUUCUGUCCUCCGGGGCGCCCAGCAGCGGCGCGCAGGGCGGCGCUGCCGAGCCCAGCUUGCUGCGCAUCGCCUCCAGCAGAUCGCUCAGGGCGCCGGGCGGGGUAGGUGUUCAGCAGCACGCCAUGCAGCCGCGCCAGCAGCAGCCACAGCAGCAGUAUCAGAAUGAGUCAGCCUUUGCUCCCCCCAUGGAUAGCUCGAGAUACGCUGCUUCCACGUCUGCACCGGUCUCUGUUCGGCCUGCGCUCACUCUGCCUUCACCAGCCGCACUCUCUGCUGCCCCUCUUCCUCCUCCUGCUGCUGCCUCUGCUGCUGCGCCCCCCACUGGUGCCCCUGCCCCCACGUCCUUCCUGCACCUGCCCUCGCGGCCGCCUCUGACCCUCCCUCAAGCACAAGCACCGGUCAGCCACCAGCCGUACCAGUCUCAGCAGCAAGGACCCAUGCAGCUCACAGGACCCGCUGACGCGCGGCAGCAGCAACAGCAAGCUCGGCAGCAGCAGCAGCAGCAUGGACAUCAGCAACAGCAUCAACAGCAGCUGCCACCGCCACAGCCUGUGUACUACCAGAACCAAAGGCAGCAGCAACAGCAGACUCAGCAGGCUCUGCAGCCACCGCAGCAGUAUCAACAGCAGCAGCAGCAGCAGCAGCAGCAGCAGUAUCAACAGCAGCAGCAGCGGCAGCAGCCGCAGUAUCAAGAGCAGCAGCAGUAUCAACUGCAGCAGUAUCAGAACGGGGCGAUGCCACAACGGCACCAGCACGCCCUCCAAAUGCCUUCCUGCCCUCCUCCCCCUCCACCGCACUCCAUCAUUGCCUCCUCUUCCUCCUCCGCCUACGCACUCACACCCUCCCUGUCGCCACCACCACCACCACCACCACCAUCAGCAGCCCUCGCCCCCAGCCAGCCUCAGUUGGGCCAUCAGCCGCGCUGCAGCUGCCCCAUGCCCCACCCCGCCUCCACGCCUUGCUGCCCUGCCCGUGCUUCUGCUGCCCCCCCCCCUUCUCGCCCCGUUCUCUCCCUACCGCCGUCCUGCAACACAGGUCCACUGCAUGACCAGCAACAGCAGCCGCAGCAGCCGCAUCGACAAAUGCCACCCCCAACCGCGCCACCACCAGCAUCAGCACCAGCGCCAGCUCUGCUUUCAGUGCCGUUCAUGCCCACUCAAGCACCAGCAGCACCACCAGCAGCACCAGCAGCAGCAGCUCCGGUGGCCCCUGCUGGCGCCCCCACUCCACCCCCCACUGCCAUACAAGCAGACACCAAGCCGCAGCUGUGCCCACCCCAGGUGCCACCCCCUCUGCAUCUUACGAGUGGCAGAAACACUGCGACGGGUGGCAGGAACGCUGUUACAGGUGGUAACACUGUUACGAACAGCAACACUGUGACAGGCGGAACUGUAGCACAAGGACGUGCAACAAAGUAUUCAGAGGGAGCCUGGGAGGCAAGGAGAGAGGCGAAGCAGGAGAGUGGGGGGGGGCGAGGGGGCGAGGGCGCGGAGGAGGAGGAGGCGGCGGCGGUGCAGCGGCUGCUGAGUCUGGAUGGGGCGGCAGCGGAGCCGCUGUUCCAGGCGGCGGAGCAGGCAGUGCACGAGUACCACGCCGCCCACAAGUACCACACCAACCAGGGCCUGCCCACCCGCACAGGUGAAGCCGGGUCCGUGGUCACUGUGAUUGAGGCAGCGGCUCCUACUUCUGCUGCCGCUGCUGCUGCUGCCACUGCGGACGCUCCUGCUUCUGCUGCCGCCGUUGCCGCGGCAGCAGCAUCGGUGCCGGGGCUGGUGACAGUGGAACGAACGGUGGACGACUCUCUCUUCUACGUGCCCCCCCAGCUCGACCACCUGGACGCCGCGCCCUCCACUGCCGUAUCGUCCGCCCCUCCGCCCCUCGUGCCACUGCCCCCCCUCUUCGACUCGUUCCUCCUCAGCCCCACUGCGGGCCCCACCCUGCCCGCCUCGCUGCAGAUCCCACCCAUGACCCUCCCCUCCUCCUCCGCGCAGCCAUUCUCCUCCCCACUCGGCCUGCGCCAGAUGCUGCCUCCCCUGCCGUCCACCGGGUGCCAGACCCCCCGCCAGAUGCAGCCUGCCGCACCCACCGUGGGCUGCCAAACGCCUGUGAACGCCAUCUUCUCGGGGCUCUCGCCCUUCCUGUCGGGCCGCAGCCCCCCCUCAUCCGCGGGUCGCUCCCUGGACGGCCCGCCCUCCAUCUUCCGCAAGCGGAGGCGCCUCAUUGACGUCGCUGCCGCUGCUGCCACGCCACGAGCUGCUGCUGGUGCUGCUGACAGUGCUGCCCCUGCUGCUGGUGGUGCCGUGACUGCAGCAGAUGGUGGAGAGGAACGGGGGGAGCAGAAGCAGAGGGAGAAAGGUGCAGAGGCAGAGGCGGAGUCGAAGUCUGGCAGGGUGCUCGCGCUGAUGAGGGAGCAGCCGGAGGGACUGGGCAGUGUGCAGCGCAGAGAGGGUACAGCAGAUGGCCCAGCGAGUGCAGCUGGGACUGGCGAAAAUUGUGGCAGUAAAGAGUGUGAUAAAGGCGAUGGUCACACUGUACUGUGUGAUAAUGGUGGGCUGGUUCUGAGGAUGGGCAAUGGCGAUGUUGGCAACAAGCGCAGGAGUGACAGUGGGAGAACGAGUGAGGGCGGGAGUGAGGCUUAUAUUAAGGGAGGCCCUGUGGGCUUGCAGCAGCGGAAGGAGAGGAGCGCGGAGAAGAGAGAGACUGACUGCAUGCUGAUGGCUGGGAAGGAUGGCCGUACGUCUUGCAUGGGAUGCGAGGAGGAGAAAGAGCAAGAGGUGGCAGAGAAGGAAGAGAGAGAGGGUAAAAAGGAGAAAGUGGAGGCAGGCGAGGAGGAAGUGGAGGAAGCAGAGGAGGAGGUGCAUGAGGAGGAGAGCGAGGAGAGCGAGGAGGGAAGUGAGGAGGAGGGCGUGGAGGAGGACGAGGACCCGGCUGAUUUUGCGCUGCCUGCGGCUGCGAUUGACAGUGAGGGAGGGGAGGGUGGCGCUCACUCGGCCCCGGUGACGUGGACGCUGACACGCGGCAAGAGCGUGAGUCCCGAGGGCAAGAAGCGCGCCAGGGAGGGCGAGCAGGACGGGGCGAAGGGUGGGGAGAGGGCAGGAGGGGGAGGAGGAGGAGCAAGGCAGGAGGGGAGGGUGUCUCCAAGGAAGCAGCUGACGCUGGAUGCAGGUGUUGAUGCUACCAUGCAUGCUGCUGCCACUGCUGCUUCUGCGGGCGCGAGUGACGCUGAUGUGCUCAUGCAGGAUGCAAGUGCCGCUGCUGCUACCACUGCUGCUGGCAGGGGCUGUUUGCCCCUCAGCCGUGUGCUGCACCUGGAGCUGGAUGCUGCUGCUGACGCCCACGCGCAUGACCCUGUCAGAGGCAGCAAGCCAGAUAAUAAGCCCUCUUAUCAGCACUCCAAUCAGCAGCAGCAGCAGCAGCAGCAGGAGGAUCCUUCCUCUAGAAAGCCUCUUUCCUCGUCCUCCACACUUCCCUCCCCCCCUCUCUGUGUUUCCGCGUCCUCCACUCGAGAUUCCUCCUCCCCAUCUUCCCUCGCAGCUGCACCCUCUUCAGACACCCCCUCCACCCCCUCUCAUGCUGCCACUGCGCCUGCUGCUGCUGGCGCCGCCACGACUGCAGCUACUGCGACCGCUGCUGCUACAGCUUCUGGAGAGGCAGCAGCAGCACUACUGGCGCCGUCACUGGCAGCACCAAAGCCAACUGGUGCCGGGCCAGCAGGAGCGGUUGGGACAGCAGGAGUGGUGGGACGGUCGCGACUGGGUACAGUCCCCGUGGUGGCCUCUCCCAGACUGGGUGCGCUGGGGCCAGUGGAGACAGAUGGAGGGAAGGUGAAAGCGAGUGAGGAGGGGAGAGCAGGUGGGGAAAAGGCGAGCCAAGGGAGCAAGUGCGAAGUGGAGUCAGGCGCAGGCCAACACAAGGGUGCAGCCUUGAAGGCGCACACCAGGCGGCUCAUCCGCAAGGUGCUGCCCGGGGGAGGUGUUGACUGGCAGGUGGCAGCUGUUGGGCCUGGGCUGGCGAGCCUGAGGGGGAUCCUGCAGGCUGCUUCCGGCGCUCCCCCGCCGCUUGCAGGCACACUGGGCACACACACGGGCACAGCUGCCGCUGGCACAAGAGCAGCAGCAGUGGCGUUGCCAGCAGGACCGUUUGGAUCUGGGCGUCUGUUGUCCUCUGCAGCGACUGCAGCAGCAGCCAAGGCUUGGCCCGCACCUAGAGAGCUUUCCUCGCCAGAGCUGGCAGGUUCGGGUGCGAGUGUGAGAUACACGGGGUGCUACAGCAGCUGCAGCGGCAGCCAGUCGUGCAUGAGCGGCGCCCUGUCGCCCUCACUGACCCCUGUGACCUCCCCCCCGGCCGCCGCGCUGAUGGCCGCCACCACCACCAUGGCGUCCGCCACCGUCACCUCUGCUGCCGCCACUGCUGCGCCCCCGCCCCUGCAAAUGCCCUCCCCCGCACAGCCCCAGAUGCCGCUGGCGCGCGGCAAGGUGGGUGGCAGGGCGGCGAGUGGGAGAGGGGCUCGUGCUGCUGCUGCGAGCAGUGAUGGUGCUGCUGCUGCUCGCGUUGCUGCUUCUGGUGCUGGUUGCGCUCGUGCUGGUUGCGCUAGUGCUGGCACUGCUGCCGGUGAUGCUGAGUGUGCGUCUGCAGAAGUUGGGGAUGCUACAGUAGCAGAGGUUGGAGAGGCAGUGGCUGUGGUGGGCACUAGUGCCACUGAUGGCGACCGGGCUGCUGCUACAUCUGCCCCCGCCACUUCUGCAGCACCUGGUGUACGUGAUGGUGAUGGUGAUGGUGAUGGUGAUGGGGACGGUGAUGGCAAUGAGGAGGCAGACCCCCUCAAAUGCACGGAGGCGGUAAGUGAGGUGGUCCCAGCAGCGCCAGCUGAAGGCAAGCUAUGCACCGCACUAGCACCAGUCAGUACCUCCCCCAGUCCUCCCCGCCCCGCAAAGCGGCCCUUCCCUGGUCACGAUGACACCGACCCACCCCAUGAGACCAUCGCUGGUGCUGAUGCGUCUCCAGCGCUUGCUGCAGGUGGUGCUGCAGGUGGUGCUGCAGGUGGGGUGCGAGAAGGUGCCAGAGGAGUGGGUGGUGGGGAGGCAGGAGCAGGAGCAGCAGCAGCAGGCGGAGAGGCGGGUUGCCAGAGGAAGGUGAGGCGGGUGAGGCCACCGCUGCACCGAUGCAUGGCCAAGCCACAGCAGCAAGGGCAGGGGCAGGGGCAGGCAGAAGGGCAGGCAGAGGGAGUGGGUGGAGAGGCAGAUGAUGCCGCAGUGCGCAGCUGUGCUGUGCUGUCUCCCCCGCCUGUCAAGUGUGUGGCAGCGGCGCCGGCAGCAGAUGGGCAGGGUAGCAGCGCUGGGCGAGCAGUGGCAGUGGGUGGUAGUGUGGGGCCGGGUGGAGGGGGAGAGGGGGCGGAGGGGCAGUGGGUGCUGCAGGAGGUGGGGGUGGAUGGGUCGCUCUUCUCCCCAACGCCCUCGCGUGCCGCCAUGGCGGGCGUGGGGUCGCUCGCCUCGCCCAUGUCGCCCUUCACCGCGCGCUGGCUCUCGCCCGUGAGGCCGCAGGCGCUGGCGUCGCUGGACGUGUUCUGCUGCAGCACCCCUGCGUCGCUGCGCAAGGCGGGCUUUGCUGCGCGCGCCGCCUGCAUGGACGCCGCUGACACCGCCCACUGCGACCUGGCGGGGGGCGCUGCUGGGCUGGGCAAGAGCACAUGGGGAGAGCCCAUCAGCCCUGCGAGCUACCUGCUGCGGGAGUACCGUUGAGGGUGCACCGCGCCGCAGGUGUUGCGCUGUGAAGGAGGUCAGACUUCAUUCGUGUGAUUCAACCUCGACUGCAGUACUACGCGCAUACUUUAGAAGGUAAUUGUAGAUAGCUAUUAUACUUGACAAGAACUGAAAGGACCUCACUUUCUUGUUCUGCGUGUAUGCAUUGUCGAUAAGUAGAUAGGCAGCCACAGAUAUAACUAUUUAAGCUAGGAACUUAGCUACUAGCUACUAGUGUUUUGUUAUUGUUUUGAUCUAACUUCUUUGCAUUUAUAUG
Molecule: messenger RNA, 8574 nt
Organism: Closterium sp. NIES-67
Lineage: Eukaryota; Viridiplantae; Streptophyta; Zygnematophyceae; Desmidiales; Closteriaceae
Source: the annotation of a GenBank genome assembly